AUGUGCCUGCCCCUGGUGAUCCGGGACUUGACAAGUCUGGCGCGGAGUCCGGAAGAAGAAUCCAUGGAGCAACACUGGUACAAGGCGCAGGGCAUUUGCGGGCUGCAGCAAUUGACAGGUUUAUGUCACUCUUCGGAGUUGUCCAUCCAGCGCAGUAAACUGCGGGCUCACAGGCCAACGGCCACACUCUCAGUUAGACUGCGAGGCAAUAGCAUCCAUCGAACAUCCUUGGGAUCACCUGACAACGAUACAUGGCAUGGAACACUUCGGACAGCAGCUUCAGUCAAGGAGUACCUCUUCAAUGGACAAGGCAAUCAACGAGUCAAGUACCGCCAUGCCCUAUCAAGCUGCGAAAGAGAACUGGGCCAGCUCCAGACGGUAUCGAUGGAUUUUCCCCAGUCACAAAAAUGCGACAGGAUCAUAAUGAAACGACAGCGGCUCAUCCCAGGCAGAUCGACAGCAAUGCGAUCAGCCGGUACGAGCGAACCAUACAAGCCAUUUUCGGGCAUCCCACGGGCGCCACACCAAGCGCAAGGUCUAUCGAGACUCCCGAGAUUCUGGAGCUUGCAGGAAAACAGAGACGAUAUCGGCUCGGAUCACCGAAGACAAGCAAGCAUAUCGCAACAUGAUGCGGCCAACGAGGCAUAUAAGGCGUGCAGUGUGGGAAGGCAUAAGCAAUUGUCUGGGAAUUAUGGCCCUGAGUGGUUUCGCAGGCAAUAUUGGAUAUAUGAGGUCGCGACAUCGUUCCUGAAGGAGAGCUGCUGCUUUGUCGAUCCACGCCCAUGUCGAUGGCGUUGCCGCCUAUCAGGUCUGCAGCGUGAGAGGAUGAGUAUCUUGGAAGCUAAGAAUGGACGUCUCGGAACUCUGUACGACAUACUUGCCAUCCUGUCGCCCAGCAACUUUCCGAAAACUUGUUGCCAUGGUCAGAAAGAGCAGGAGGCCGAAGACAUCAGGCCCAGGUCGAAAGGCCAGAAUGAACAUAGCGCCACGAUUGCGAUUGUUCUCGAGAUCGAAGCCGCAUUUUGCGCGACGAGACACGCUUCCAAUGGAAUAUGCAGGAAGAGAAUUACACGAAGACAAGUUCGCAUAAUGCCAGGACUCCCAGCUAGUCGUCCAUCGAGAGGACACCACCAGCAUCAAUCACCUCAACCAAUACCAAACUAA
This is a messenger RNA of Plenodomus lingam JN3, 1164 nucleotides long. NCBI's taxonomy places the organism in Eukaryota, Fungi, Ascomycota, Dothideomycetes, Pleosporales, Leptosphaeriaceae. The record is from RefSeq and is a predicted model, not a curated record.